GCAGAAGGGGAAGAUCUCGGGAAACCGAAAAACGAUGGAGGCAUGGGACGAGCUCCAGCGAGUCCAAUCCCGAAUACUCGAGCGCAUUUCCAACCUCGAGCUCUCUCUCCUCUCCAGGACCUUCUCUUCCUCCUCCUUCGCCGUCUCCUUGCCUCCCGUCGCGACCGGCGACGCCGUCUCGGCCCUCUCCGGACGGCUCUUGUCGUCGCUCGGCGCCGCGGCUCCGGAUUCCGUCUCCGGCACCGAAGCCCGCCUAUCGGCGAUUCUCAGGAGCAAUGGCGUCACGGACUUCGCCUUCAAAAGAGUUCCGGGGGAUUAUUACGAGCGGUCGUACGAGGAGAGGCAGAGGAUCCUCGGCGCGCGCUCAAUUGAUCAUCUGUGCAAAAGCAUCGUCAUGGUGAAUACUCAAGCUCCAUCUACUGUCAUUGAUUGCAAUGAUCGAAACAAUUCAAAGUAUUAUCUUGUAGUUGUUCAGUAUACUGCUCGGCUUAACGCCGAAGCUCUAAAAAACUAUCUUUAUGCACUCAACGAUAGCAAGGUACCAAAAAAGAAAUUCAAUUUGAGGCUCGCCCCCGAGGAGACAUCCCUGAUGUUGACUGGAUUUGAGCACAACGCAGUGACAUGUAUUGGCAUGAAGACUGAGAUUCCGGUGAUCCUGGACGAAGCCAUUGUGAAGCUUAAUCCCGAUUACUUCUGGCUAGGAGGUGGGGAGGUAGAUCUGAAGCUUGGAAUACGGACUUCUCAAUUCAUCGAUUGCGUCAAACCCUUCAUCGUCAGCUGCAGUACGGGAAUACUCCAAAGGAAGCUCUAUCGUACUUGUCGGAGAAAAAGUCCGAUGAGGCUGCUGAUCUGAGAUGGCAAGAGGGUUGGUCGAAAUUUGCUUUCCUGCGAUAUUCAGGUCGGGGUGGUGAUAUUUUCAACACCUCCCUUAUUUACCAUCAACAAUUUUGUUGACUAGUUCAGAGAAAGGCAGUAGCUUCAGCUAUGUUGGUCCCUUAGGACCACCUGGACAGAUUUAUUAUUCUUCUAGACUGUUGGCAUGAUUCGUACUAAGAAAAUCGGAGAAAGUAAGAGCAGUUUUUACGAGAAACGCAGGACCGGUGGGGUGGUAAUUCUUUCUGACUAGUCUCUUGCAUCCUUAAUCACUGUGUCCAUUCCAACUUGGUCUGUGGACAAGGGACAUGCCUAUGUACUAUGCCAAAUCUUGUCUCACUGUGGUCAUUGGCUUCACGGAAAAUGUCCAUGUUAGUUCUAUGCACUCGCCAUCAUCCUUUGGAUUUGA
This is a messenger RNA of Rhodamnia argentea, 1282 nucleotides long. RefSeq lists its product as uncharacterized. Bases 35 to 853 code for a protein of 272 amino acids. Gene Ontology annotation, molecular function: aminoacyl-tRNA deacylase activity. The transcript has 5 exons. The record is from RefSeq and is a predicted model, not a curated record. Lineage: Eukaryota; Viridiplantae; Streptophyta; Magnoliopsida; Myrtales; Myrtaceae.